GAGAUGCUCGAACCGUGAGGGCACGGACUGGGAAUUUGAGUGCGAGUUCAAGCUAAAGAGGUGGCAGUGGACUGCACAUAUGUCCCGGACUGGAUGUGUUAGUGCUUUGCGGCCGUGUGGUGUAGGUGUGACUCUACGUGAGAAAGCAAAGUACUGAAAGAGGCCGCUUACCUUACAGCUGGGAGCAGGGCCCAGCACCAGGGGCGGGGCCUGAUCCUGAGCAGGCGGGGCAUGUGCGAAGGGGUCGUAGAUGUCUUCGGGGACUUGUGAAUGGGACUUAAAAGCGCCAUGACAUUCGUCUCCAUUGUGAAUAACUCCAGUCUUUCCAUUCUGUGUUUCUGAGGAUUGAUGUUGGGACGAAUCCCUCUGGAAUACGGGUUGGAAUCUGUAUGACACCUGUUUUAAAAGUUCUAAAGUUCUACCUCUAGAUAGAAUGCCCAUGUGUUCUUGAAACUCUGCCAUCUCAGAAUAAUCUCCCAGAAGAAGACAGAAUGCUAAAAGCUAAAGCUCACGAGUCAGUGGCAUUCAAAGAUGUGGCCAUAGACUUCUCUCAAGAGGAAUGGGACUGCCUGGAUGCUACUCAGAGGGAACUGUACAGAGACGUGAUGCUGGAGAACUACAGCAACCUUCUCUCAGUCAGAUUUUCCAUUGUUAAGCCAGAUGUGAUCUCCUUAUUGGAGCAAGAGAAGCAACUAUGGCUGAUAACUAGGGACACAACACGAAGACCUUGCCCAGAUUUACAGUGCAUGUGUGAUACCAAGGAGUUAUUUCCCAAAAAGAGCAUUUUUGAAAAAGAAUCAUUUCAUUGGUGUGUAAUAGAAAGAUUAAAAAGACAUGAGUUUGGUGGAUCCUGUUUCAGAAGCCUAUCUGAAAGACAUCAGAGAACUGAAGAAGAAUAUUGCAGGCAAAGGAAAAUCACCUGUGAAAAAAUGCCUAGUUUUAACCUGCACCCACCAGCAACAUAUAUUCAUAAGGUUUUUCAUAAGAUUUCUCAAGAUUCUCCUCAGAGAAUUCAUACUAACAGGAGACCUUAUGAAUGUAAGGAACAUAGGAAGGCUUUUAGUUGUGGAUCACGACAUCAGAGACUUCAUACUGGUGAGAAACCCUAUGAAUGUACAGAGUGUGGUAAGGCUUUUGGUCAUCGUUCACAACUUAAUAGGCAUCAAAAAAUUCAUACUGGGGAGAAACCCUACGAAUGUAGAGACUGUGGGAAGGCCUUUAUUCAGCUGUCACACCUUAUUCGACAUCUAAGAAUACAUACUGGUGAGAAGCCUUAUGAAUGUAAGGAUUGUGAGAAGGCCUUUAGUUGUGGCUCAGAACUUACUCAGCAUCAAAGAAUCCAUACUGGUGAAAAACCCUAUAAGUGUAAAGACUGUGGAAAAACCUUUAGUCAUGGUUCACACCUUGUUCAACAUCAGAGAAUUCAUACUGGAGAAAAGCCUUACGAAUGUAAGGAAUGUGGAAAGACUUUUAGACAUGCCUCACAAUUUGCUCGACAUCAGAAAAUUCAUUCUGGUGAGAGACCUUAUAAAUGUAAGGAAUGUGGGAAGGCUUUCAUUCAGCUAUCACACCUUAUUCGACAUCUAAGAAUUCAUACUGGUGAGAAGCCUUAUGAAUGUAAGGAUUGUGAGAAGGCCUUUAGUUGUGGCUCAGAACUGACUAAGCAUCAGAGAAUUCAUAGUGGAGAAAAACCAUAUAAAUGUAAAGAAUGUGGGGAGGCCUUUAUUCAACAUUCACAUCUUACUCGACAUCAGAGAACUCAUGCUAAGGGGAAACGCUAUGUAUGUAAGGAAUGUGGGAAGGCCUUUGUCUGGAGUGCCAGACUCACUCAACAUCAGAGAAGUCAUAUUGGAGGGAAAAAAUGAAUGUAAGCAAGGUACAAAAGUCUUUCUUGAUGGCUCACAACUUUACAGUAGGUAAUUCAUAACUUAAUAAUUAUAAACAGACUCUAAGUCUUACGAUGCUUUGGCUUAUGAUAUUUCAACUUUAUUAAGUUGUGAAGGUAACACACAUUCAGCAGGCUCCUUGACUUACAAUGGAUUUAUUAGGACAUCAUCCUAAGUUGAAGGAGUAUCUUAGCAAAGUUUUUAUUCAGUGUUCACACCUUAUUCAACAUCAGAAAAUACAAGCUUAUGUAAAAUAUUGUGAAUGUAAGAAAUGUGGGAAGAUCAUUAGUCUUAGCUCAAAACUUAAACGUAAUAGAAUUCAUUCUGAAGGGGAAAAAUGCUGAUGAAGGUCAACAGUAUGAGACCGUGGCCCAGCGAGGUGGCUCAUGUGUGCAAUCCUGCUUGAACUCAGGAGUUUUAAGACCAGUCUGAGCAAGAGCAAGACCCCAUCUUUAUUAAAAAUAGAAAAACUAGCUGCGUGUAGUAGUGGGCACCUAUAGACCCAGCUACUUGGGAUCUGAGGCAAGAAGAUUGCUUAAACCCAAGAGUUUGAGGUUGCUGUGAACUGUGAUCCCAUAGCCCUCUGCCCAGGGCAACAGACUGAGACUAUGUCUAAAAACAAACAACAACAACAACAAAAAAGAACCAGUGUGGGACUUGACAGUGUUAUGUCUUAACUUAAAAAGUACACAGCAUCAGAGAUUGUAUACAAGUUAGAACAGACAAAUUGAGAAAAUAGGGGUCACUUUAUUUAGCACUCAACUGCUGGCUAGAAAUCUUCUCAUAAGCUGUGUGGGAAGAACAUUAUUUAUGGAUCAGACCUAUUCAAUAUCACAUAAUUCAUAAUGGUGAGAAACCAAUGAACAUGAAGGAAUAUAAAACAAAACUUUAGGAUUCACAAGUUACUUAGUAUCAGCAAAUUCAUAAAGUGGCAUGGGGAUGCUUUCAGUGUAAUGCAUACGUUAUAUAACAUUAAUGAAUUUACUAGAAGACAAUCCUGUACAUGUGAAUCUCAUUUGCUUCCUAUUUACUCCUUACUCAAGGUUAUAAUAUUUAUUGUGGUUAAGUAAUACUUGAAUGUAGAAAUUUUUCCAUCACAUCUUAAGGCUUGAUUAAACUUGAGAGAACUCUUACUAGAAACCUUCUUUUAACUUAUGUUACAUAUCUUGGUUGUACAACUCUCUUAUUACUGAAACAUUGAGUAGGUAAUUUACCUGCCCUCUUUCAUUUGUGAGCUUGAAUAUGAGCACAUAUUUUAACCCAUACAUUGAUACAAUUUUACAAUAAGUGUUGAAAAUAGUGGCCAUGUUUGGUGGUUCAUGCCUGUCAUCCCAACACUUUGAAGGGCCAAGAGGAUCUUUAGGCCAGAAGUUUGAGACCAACCUGAGCUACAUAGUAGGAUCUCAGUGCUACACAAAAUUCAAAAUUAGCCAAGCAUAGUGGUGCAUGCCUAUAGUCUUAGCUAUUCAGGAGGCUGAGGGAAGAGGAUUGCUUGAGCCCUGGUCUUUGAGGUUGUAGUGAACUAUAAUCAUGCCACUGUACCCUAGUCUGGUUGACAGAGAAGAAUUCUAUGUAAAAAAAAAAAAAAAACUUUGCAAAUAUUAUCCCUUGUAUUAAUAUGAGGCACUGAAAACUAAUGGAGAAUCCUUUAUGUUUAGUUAAUAUAGGAAAGACUUUUCUCUCUUAUUGCAUGUUUGAAAACUCUAGAAUGUAAUGAAUAUGAGUAGGCCUUUAUUCAGAUCCUUUUUUUGCUCUUUCAGAGGGAUUUGCAUUUUCUUCUACCAUGCCCUGAAGACAUUAACAAUGAGUUCAUUUUAAGUUAAAAUUCAUGACUUGUAAUUUUUCAGACCUUGGAAAUACUGUGUAUUCAGUUCCUAUAUCUGUAUGAGGGCCUACCUGUGACCACAAAUUCUUCAGGGAGGUAGCUUUCCUCCUCUUAGAACCAAAGUGGUAGCUUAGAUUGUUUCUGUCUUACUCUGCAGGAUGGAUUUUUUUUCUGCUACCCUCUUAGGUUAUCCUGCUAAGGAUAACCAUUUGAGCUUUUUAGUUUGUUUUCAUUAUCUACCAACUUGCCGUAGUGAUUGCCAGUAUUUUUCUCCUUCCCCCUAAAGAUACGUAGCUAUCUUGAUAAAAACUAGGAUACCAAGGAUUAGUAGACAACCCUUGGAGCUGCCAAUAGCUGUAGUACACUUUCAUGUCAUUCCCUCUUUCAAAAGAUUCUCCUUAAUUUUUACCAAUCUAUGAUAUGUUUUAAAGGGCACUCUUUCAGUAAAUGCUACAUCUGGAAGAAUUUUCUACAAGUUUUUUCAGUCUACAUAGUUGAUCAUAUUAUCAAAAAAGCAUGUCUGUAUUCUAUUUCUGUAGGGUUUUUAAAAUAGUGCUUGUCACUAUUUGAGGUAUAUGUGUAUGAAUUUGUCGUGUUUAUUCUGAUUAAGAAGGUAACUUCAAAGAUGACAAUACAUUCUCGGUCUUUUAAAUUGCUAUUUCUACAACUGUAGUAAAGUCCCUGACAUAUAGUACAAUUCUAAUUUAUCUAUAGAUAGAGGAAAUAAUGCAAAAAUUCAGGAUAAAUUAGUGAGGCAAAAGAGGCUUCUCUUCCAGAUACAUAUUCAUAGCUAACGUUUGUCACAGCACACUGACAGCAAUAAUUCUAGUCACCAGGACUGCUUAAGCAGUAGAGGGAAUAAUCACUUUGUAUCCCAAAAAACUUUAGCAGAUAAACAAUAAAACAAAUUAGAAAACAUUUCCCUUCAUCAAGGCAAGUGAGUUUGCUAAAAAUGAAAAAAUGAAAAGCAAGACAGAUCAAAGAUCCCUAGCUUCUAACAUCUAUUGAGGCAUAGUUUCCAAAGGCCAAAGAGUACAAGAAACCAACACUCAUUUAUUCCUCCAUUGGACUCUGUGGCUCAACUGAGUAGUCAGCUGGUCCAUGUCCCCUAUACCUAGCAUAUGGUCUGACAUUAAUAGGUGCUAAAUUUAACAAUUUAACAUGAAUGAAUAAAAUAAGAGCACUCCCAAUUUACUAUUUCAAGCAAGACCUCACACCCGAACAAUAUAAUUAACUUUUGGCAUUAGGGAAAUUGCCCCUUUCAGUUCUGCAGUAGUAGCAUAGUAAGAAGGUAAAUCUUUACAGAAUACAAUUCUCAGAGCUUGGUGACUGCGAAUCAGGUUCUGGAAGAUGGUAUUCCUAUUCUGAAUAAGUAUCUGAGGGAAAGGCUCUGCAAUGAAGAUGGAGAUGAGGCAAGAAGAAGAGUUAAUAUUUUUCCUUCCACGACAAUGGGAAAUUAAGGUAACAUGUUUAUAAAACAUUUAAGCAUUUUCAAAUAAUUAAAAAUGAACUUUGGACAUGAAUAAAAUGACUUUUAUUCAGUCAGUGAAAUGUAUUUUCACUGCUGGAAAGGAAAGAGUUUAUUUUCUUCUGGGAGACCUAGCCUGGUCAAAAGGCAGCAAUCAAAGGACAAGAGGACAGUGUGAUGAUAAUAGUGUAGUUCAGCAAUGUCAUCAUAACCAACAGGUGUCAGCCAUAGCAUGAUUACUGACGACUUAACCUUUUCUGAUAAGAAUCGUGGACUUCAGCAGCCUGGAUCCAUGUCUGCAAAGUACGCUUGCACAGCUGCGAGCAGGUUUUUGAAACAUGAAUCUUUUACUCAUCCUGGCUGCCUUUUGUGUGGGAAUAACUUCGGCUGCUUCAACAUUUGUGGCAGUGUAGAUGCACAUUGGUAUCAGUGGAAGGCAAAAUACAGAAGACUGUAUGGCAGGAAUGAAGGAUAGAGGAGAGCAGUGUGGGAAAAGAAUAUGAAAAUGAUUGAACUGCACAAUCAGGAAUACAGCCAAGGGAAAUACGGCUUCACAAAGGCAAUGAAUGCCUUUGGUGAAUGACCAAUGAAGAAUUCAGGCAGGUGAUGAAUGGCUUUUGAAACCAGAAGCACAAGAAGGGGAAAGUGUCUGGACUGGAGACAGAAAGGCUCUCUUUCUGGAUUCUCUUGUGAAGAAUCAGGGUCAGUGGUUCUUGUUGGGCUUUUAGUGUAGUGCCCUUGAAGGGAAACUGCAAACUUAUCUCACUGAGUGGCCAGAACCUGGUGGACUGCACUCAGCUUCAAGGCAAUGAAGACUGCAAUGGUGGUGUAACGGACUAUACCUUCCAGUAUCUUAAGGAGAAUGGAGACCUAGACUCUGAGGAAUCCCACCUAUACAAUGCAAUGGAUGAAUCCUGUAAGGUACAGGCCUAAGUAUUCUGUUGCUAAUGACACUGUCUUCGGGGACAUCCCUAAAGAGAAGGCCCUGAUGAGGGCCGUAGCAACUGUGGGGCCCAUCUCUGUUGCUAUUGAUGCAGGCCAUGAGUCUUUCCAGUUCUAUAAAGAAGGCAUUUAUUUUAAGCCAAACUGCAGUAGUGAAGAUGUGGAUCAUGGUGUUCUGGUGGUUGGCUACAGAUUUGAAAAAGCACAGUUAAGUGUUGGCUGGUGAAGAUUGGAACAUAAGUGGUUACAUAAAGGUGGCCGUUAACCAGAGAAACCACCAUGUAAUCACCACAGCAGCCAGCUAUCCCACUGUAUGAGCUGACAGACGGUGAUGAGGAAACACUUGACGUAUGCAGAGGAACUUUAUCUUAAAACUGGCCAGCCCCAACUGUAUGGAAUAUACCCUUGAAUCAUUAAAGAUCCGAUUGUGAAUGUGAAUUCCAUGACAGUUGUACACUGGUAAAACGUUACCUCUAUUUUAAUUACUGCUAUAAUCAGUUUGUAUUACUGAUUAAUUUACUAACCUAGGAUUUUUGUUUUUAGGAUGAUAGAAUUUUUUACCUGUUUAAAUAAAACAAUAUAAAAAAUAAA
Messenger RNA from Nycticebus coucang (slow loris), 6712 nucleotides. RefSeq names its product zinc finger protein 420-like. NCBI's taxonomy places the organism in Eukaryota, Metazoa, Chordata, Mammalia, Primates, Lorisidae. Gene Ontology annotation, molecular function: RNA polymerase II cis-regulatory region sequence-specific DNA binding; DNA-binding transcription factor activity. The record is from RefSeq and is a predicted model, not a curated record. Gene Ontology annotation, biological process: regulation of transcription by RNA polymerase II. Bases 492 to 1865 code for a protein of 457 amino acids. The transcript is spliced from 5 exons.